Sinocyclocheilus anshuiensis is the source of this 1671-nucleotide messenger RNA. RefSeq names its product growth arrest-specific protein 1-like. Bases 557 to 1333 code for a protein of 258 amino acids. Lineage: Eukaryota; Metazoa; Chordata; Actinopteri; Cypriniformes; Cyprinidae. The record is from RefSeq and is a predicted model, not a curated record. Gene Ontology annotation, biological process: regulation of cell cycle. The transcript has a single exon.
AUCCCUCAAACUUCCGCAGGAGUAGAAUGGAUAAAGCAAAACUAGCGGGUCAGAAAGGGGCCAGUGUGUGAAUUUGAACGCCGUGCUAUUAUCUGUUCGCGUCCCGAUGCGUACUUAAUGACGGACGACAAGCGCACGCUCGUGAAUGUAUCGGUUCAGCCGGGGAAGCGUGAUGUUAGUAGCUCGCGAGCGCAUUCGGAUGUGAGCGAGAGACGCGAGAGGACGAGUUGAUCCUCACUUCUGCCCACAAGAAAGACAAGAGGUGGAAGGAGGAAUCACCGCACUGUCACACGGACACGAACCGGGAAGAUGGAAUGAACCACCCGUUUGCUGGAAAUAGCACUUUUCGUAAUUCAGGGCUUCUUUUUAAGAACAUGGAUUACAGGAAAAUGUCUUUAUAGAUUCACCGCAAUUGUGGAACAAACUCUUUCUUUUGAAUGGACCUUGCAAACAUGAUCUGAGCUGAGGGAUUUUUCCCUCACUAGAUGCAAUGGAAAUAUGAAAUAUGCAUGCUUAAAACUGACCUGACGCCAGCCAAACGAUUACAGACUUCGAAAUGGCAACUCGUGCAGGUUUGGUUCGUGGCGCGCGCACAUCCAUUUGGCCUUUCGCUUGUGUGCUUGUGUGUUUAAGUUGUUUUUCCAUCGCCUCCUCCAACCACCACGGCAGUCGGUUGAUCUGCUGGCAAGCGAUAUUGAACUGCCAGUCGGAGCCAGAGUGUCAUUACGCUUAUGACCAGUAUUUGCACGCCUGUGACUCGAUCCUGAGCGGCCAGAGGAAGAAGUGUCCCAGUCACUGCAUCUCGUCGCUGGUGCAACUCAACCUGACCAAGAGCGGCCCGGCGCUGGAGGACUGCAGCUGCGCCUCGGACCCCCGCUGCCGGGAGAUUAAACGAGCCAUCGAACCGUGCUUACCCAAAACCAGCAGCAUGGGCUGCACCGAAGCCCGGCGCCAGUGCGAGAGGGACAUCCAGUGCCGAAGCGCCAUGGGCGAUUAUUUACUCCACUGCGGGCAACUCUUCAGCGGCUCCAGCUGCUCGAACCCAUGCCGCAAUGUUAUCGCGUACAUGCGCAAACUUCCCAAAGCUCAACUCCUGGAUACUUGCGUCUGUGAUGGUUCAGAGCGGACUAUCUGCGAGUUUAUCAAAACUAUUAUGAAAACGCUUUGCUUUGACUCUCCCCUUGUGGAUGAAGAAGGCUCCAGUGGGAUCGACGACGAUGAGCCCGAUGAUGAGGAUUACCCAGAGCCCACGAGGAACACAGGUUCUGCUUUUGUGGCAUGUUCUGUUUUGACUGUGGUGGCAUCCAUUUUGGCUCAAGUGCAGCUUCCUUGAUCAAUUUGAAGUCGAGUUAAUGAUCUGCUCCAACGGCUUUUCGGGAAUGGUGCAUUUUGUAAUUUUUCUCCUGCUUCCCAGUUCGUUUUAUGGCAUGCUGUUUAAACAUUUAUUCCUUAAAACGAUCUAGUGUUUAUUUUUAUGUAUAGCAAGCAAUCCAGCAGUGACUAUCAUUUUCAACUUUUAUUAGGUGUUCAUUAUGUUCUUUUUUUAGUUACUAGUGUCUAUCCCGUUUCUUUCUAGUAAACCUUCUUAUAUCACUAGUUACAGUUGCUUGUAAUAAGUCAGAGUAGCUACUUUUGUAGCCAUAAAAUUAAAUAAACUUUGAAAUGAAAUAA